Molecule: messenger RNA, 213 nt
Organism: Saccharomyces cerevisiae S288C
Lineage: Eukaryota; Fungi; Ascomycota; Saccharomycetes; Saccharomycetales; Saccharomycetaceae
Gene: YLR157W-D
Exons: 1
Coding region: 1-213 (70 amino acids)
Source: RefSeq, marked reviewed
AUGAAGUUCCAAUAUGCGUUGGCCAAGGAACAGCUAGGCAGCAACUCGCGCAGUGGCGUCAAAAAACUAAUAAGUAAACACCACUGGCUUCCGGAAUACUAUUUCUCUGAUCUCUCAUUUUCUGUUGUACAGCAGUGGGACAGUAGAGCCAUUGAAAAAACUACAAUCAUAUCUUGUAUGCGGCCCGCAAACCAAGAGAUUUAUCCUUUGUGA